AUGACAAUCACAUGACUUUUAAAAAACUACAAAAGCUUGAAUAGAAAUGGAUCUAAAUUGCUAUCAAGUACUGCUCGUGGUGGGUAUGCUAGUGACUGGUAGUAUCAAUACACUGAGUAAGAAAGCACAGAACGACUGUAUAGUUCCAGGCUAUCCCAAUAUUUCAGCUAACAACACAGCCACCCCACACAAGUUUGAUCAUCCAUGGUUCCAGACUGUCAUCAUGUUUUUAGGUGAAGCUCUGUGUCUUAUAGGACUUUUUAUCUCCAGACACAAAGAAAGAAAAAAAUUACAAGUGGAGUAUGCUCAAAAGCUGCUAGAAUCUCAGGAUGUUGUACACCAUCCUCCUAAACUACCUAGGGUGUUCCAGAUAAUCCUUGCAAUCCCAACUUGUUUUGAUUUAGUUGGAACCAGUUUGGCAGGUAUUGGUCUGCUUUAUGUGAAUGCCUCAGUUUGGCAGAUGCUACGUGGUUCAAUCAUAAUAUUUGCAGGGCUGUUAUCAAAAAUCUUUCUGAAGCGUAAAUUACGUUGCAUGCACUGGAGUGGUAUCUUCAUUGUGAUCAUAGGACUGGCUCUUGUUGGAAUAUCUAGUAUAUUGAAGGAUGAAAAUGCUGCUGCUGAUUCUAAAGCAUUUCUGGGUAAGAACAGUACAAUUUAAAGGAUCCACAAACUUGCAAUUUUGCAUCGCUAUGAUCCUAGCUGGCCAAGCAGUCAGUGCCAGCCAGAUGAUCGUUGAAGAAGCUCUCCUCAAGAAACGAGGUUAUCCACCUUUGCAGGUUGUCGGGCUAGAAGGAACAUUUGGUAUCAUUAUUAUGUGCGCUAUUGUUCUCCCAGCAAUGUACUUCAUCCCCGGAUCUCAACUCAAUGGUAGUUAUGAGAACAGUCUGGACGCUCUCUAUCAAAUCAAGAAUGAUUACAAACUGGCCAUCUUCUGCCUCUUGUAUCUUCUCUCUAUUGCAUUCUACAAUUACUUUGGCCUGGCAGUGACAAAGUCUUUAACAGCUGUUCACAGGACUCUCAUAGAUGCUUGUAGGACCAUUGUAGUGUGGAUAACAGGGCUUGUGAUAUACUAUUUCUUCGAUAAAAGUUUUGGUGAAGAAUUUGAUUCAACAUAUGGACUUUUACAAAUUGAUGGGUUCUUAUUUUUAAUGAUUGGCACGGCUAUGUAUAAUGGACUUAUGCCAAUGCCAUGGUUCUCAUGUUGCCGGGAACCAACAGAAGAAUUAAUGACAAUUCAGGCAAAUGAUGGCAAUAUUCAGGAAGACACUAGCGCUGAAAAUGCAACAGAGAAGACUGGACUAAUAAGGGGACAGAGGAAAGAGCCUAUAUACUCAUGAUGAUAGGAUGAAAUUUAACAAAUUGUCUUCAAACUCAGUCUUAGAGAAAGUAACCUCAAUAUUCAGUCAUUGAAAUUUGCUGAAAUUUAGGCUGUCCCGA
Owenia fusiformis is the source of this 1437-nucleotide messenger RNA. Lineage: Eukaryota; Metazoa; Annelida; Polychaeta; Sabellida; Oweniidae. The record is from the annotation of a GenBank genome assembly.